AUGGCGUCGCCUGCACCGCCUGAUGCUACGAUCAUAGACGGCAAGAGAUACAGACAGGUCCGUGAAGGACUUGCCUCAGUGCUUGCUCCGUAUGCUGAAGACAUUGCGACGUCUACCAAGCGUAACAAGAACAAUGACAGCAAACAAACUCAGCUGUUGACAACUCAAAGCAGGAACAAUGACGAGGGACACCAGGCAGUGUUCUACAACCCAAUCCAGCAGUUCAAUCGAGACUUGACUGUGCUUGCAAUCACUGUCUACGGUGAAGGCGCCUUGCUAGAAACACAGUCCAAGUUCAAGCGGAAAGCCGAGCACAACAAAAACAAGAGGGAUGAGCGACGAGCGAAGAACCUGGCCACCAAUCAGCUGGACAGGAUUGCUGAAAAUGGGCCCGCACAACUAAAUGCACGGAAGCGCAAGGCAGACGAUAUCGAAGACCCGCACGAGGACAACACGGUCCUAGCACCUACGAAGAAACCCAAGGCAGACACCGAUGAACAAGACGACGAGGAAGAACUACCCGUUGCCGAGCUGAUUGCUCACCCCAGUGGCGAUCCGCACAAUCAGACUGAACAGCCAAAGCAGAAUGGGCAUCCGCAAGCCACCGAAGACGGCGUCAAGUCGAAAGCCGCGAAGAAACCGGAAGUGUCUUUCUCGAUCCUGGAUGCCUUAUCAGCGACGGGUCUGAGAGCUUUGCGGUACGCCAAAGAAAUACCAUUUGCCACAGACAUCGUCGCGAAUGACCUCUCCCAAGCGUCGGUUGAGAGUAUUGAGCUAAACAUCAAGCACAACCAGGUGGAAGAUAAAGUUCGGGCGAAUCUGGGUGAUGCUCGAGCUUUCAUGUACAGCAAGGUUGGAAACGAACAUUCAAGAUCUGUUAAAGGAUACGUCCAUCGAUUCGAUGUCAUCGAUAUCGAUCCAUAUGGUACGGCGGCUCCUUUUUUCGACUGCAGUCUCCAGGCGAUCCGAGAUGGCGGAAUGCUCUGUGUCACAUGUACCGAUGCCGGAGUAUUUGCGUCUAGCGGAUAUCCCGAAAAAACUUUCGCAUUGUAUGGCGGCAUGCCGGUCAAGGGGGCACAAUCUCACGAGGGUGGCUUGAGGUUGAUACUCAACGGCGUGGCCGUGUCAGCCGCAAAAUACGGCCUGGCGAUAGAGCCACUGCUGUCACUCUCCAUUGACUACUACGCUCGCCUGUUCAUUCGCGUGCAUCGAAAGCAGCAAGACGUCAAGCUUCUUGCAGGUACGACCAUGACCGUCUACAACUGUGGGCACGGCUGUGGAGCAUGGGUCACGCAGCCUUUGCUUCGGAAUCAGCCGCAGACGUCCAAGAAUGGGGACACCUUCUACAAAUUCUCGGCCGCACAAGUGACUGCCAAGAGUCCGAGUUGUGAGCACUGUGGCUCCAAAAUGCAUCUGUGUGGACCGAUGUGGGCAGGCCCUAUGCAUAACUCCUACUUCGUACAGAAGAUGCUCGAGAAGCUUCCUUCCCUAGACAAAACCGUCUAUGGUACCAUCGACAGGCUUGAGGGGAUGCUCACGCUGGCCCUCGAGGAGGACCUUAGUCUUGAGCUUUCCUCAAAUGGAAAUGCGAGUCCUGCGGACGCGAAGGACCCAUCAACAACGGACCCGCGGACUAUACCACGGCUGGCGACAAACAAGCCAGACCCGGCUCCCUUUUUCUUCAUGCCUACAUACUUGGCCAAGAUCCUCCAUUGCGCUACGCCUUCUGAGUAUGCAGUGCGCGGUGCGCUCCUCGGGCUGGGUUACAGGGUUUCUAGGUCACACUGCAAAGCCGGCAGCAUCAAGACCAACGCACCCUGGGGAGUGCUAUGGGAAAUCAUGCGCGAAUUCGUGCGGACCAAGAGUCCGAUCAAGGAAGGAGCUGUAAAGCAAGGCACGCCCGGUUGGAAUGUCCUAGCAAGGCUGAGAGGAACAGAAAGAGCACUUGUGUCAGACCUGAAAGAUAUCACGAAGACUCAACUUGCCAAGUGCGAUAGCAAGGAAGAUCUGAAAGUCGUGCUGCAGGGCAUGCUAUAUAGGCUCGAGAACGAGAGGGGCACCGCCGACAAGGACAACAGGGAAUCAUCUGCACCGAAAGACGUCAGCGACGAGACAGUAGGUCCUGAUCAGGGAGGAGGUAGCAUGGACCGAUCCCAAUCAAGAAGUCCCUCCCCCUCGACAACGUUGGCACCAAGCAACCUGACUAUUAUCUUUGACGAAAAGCUAGGCAAGGAGAAGCCUCGAGGCAAAUUGGUGAGGUAUCAGAUGAACCCAAGGCAGUUUUGGGGUCCGAUGAACCGGGCGGGCAGUGCUUUAUGA
Messenger RNA from Cladophialophora yegresii CBS 114405, 2319 nucleotides. RefSeq lists its product as uncharacterized. The coding region runs from base 1 to 2319 and encodes 772 amino acids. The record is from RefSeq and is a predicted model, not a curated record. Gene Ontology annotation, biological process: tRNA N2-guanine methylation. Gene Ontology annotation, molecular function: RNA binding. Gene Ontology annotation, cellular component: nucleus. The transcript has a single exon. Lineage: Eukaryota; Fungi; Ascomycota; Eurotiomycetes; Chaetothyriales; Herpotrichiellaceae.